AUGGGAAGGACUCAAAAGAGAAGUCAAGAGAGAGACCCAAAUCAAGAUCGGACGAUAGGAGAUCGAGGCUUGAGGAGUCAUGAUCCCCGAGACGACGAGCGCAACUACACGCCGUUAAACAAUAACAGGUCCAACGUCCUCAUGUGGAUUAAAGAAAAUGUGAAGAAUGUGGUAUGGCCACCAAAGUUGAAAUCUGAGAUCAGAGACACCAGGAAGUUUUGCAAAUUCCACGAUGAACAUGGUCACGAGACCGACGAAUGCAGGGACUUGAAAGUAGAAAUUGAGAGAAUGAUAGACGCGGGCGAACUGAGAAAUUUCAUCUCCCAUAAAUCAAAAAGCAGUGAUAAAGGAGAAAAGAGGAUCAGGGAUGAUAAAGGCAAAGAAAAGGAAGAAAAAAGGUCGUCCAAGAUUAUAGGGACGAUACACAUGAUUAAUGGGGAAGGUCAUAACAGCUCAACCAUCCGAAGAAGACAAAGGAGAGAAGUAAUGAACAUUAGGGAAACCCAUAUGCCACCAGUGAUUUUUGAUGUCGAAGAUUAUGAGCAUGUGAAAGCCUCCCACAACGACGCUAUGGUGGUUACUGCCAUAAUUGAAAACUGGUAUAUGGAACAAAUCCUCAUACAUGAAGGAAGCGCGGUAAACCUUAUGACAAAUGCUGCAUACAAAAGUUUGGGAGGAACCGCGACAAAAUUGCGCCGAGUCUCGAUUCCAUUAUCUGGACUCGGUGGACCCUCUAUAAAUCCACUUGGCGCUAUGACUUUAGAAGUUGUAAUAGGGCCAGAGAAAGGAAUCAAUAAAAAGAUCAUGUCCCUGUUCAACAUAGUAGACAUGGAGCUGACUUAUAACGCGAUCCUUCGCAGACCCUUCAUUCAUGAUUCGGCUGCAAUCACCAAUAUAAGAGCACUAGCUAUGAAGGUUCCAACUGAGAAGGGAAUAGUGAUACUAAGAGGAGACCUGAAUAUCGCCAAAAAAUGCUAUGACGAGUUUGUUGUUGACCUUCAAGGAAGUAAGAAGGAAAAGGAGGAAGAGUAG
This is a messenger RNA of Mercurialis annua (annual mercury), 1032 nucleotides long. RefSeq lists its product as uncharacterized. The coding region runs from base 1 to 1032 and encodes 343 amino acids. The transcript has a single exon. Lineage: Eukaryota; Viridiplantae; Streptophyta; Magnoliopsida; Malpighiales; Euphorbiaceae. The record is from RefSeq and is a predicted model, not a curated record.